Molecule: messenger RNA, 1489 nt
Organism: Drosophila nasuta
Lineage: Eukaryota; Metazoa; Arthropoda; Insecta; Diptera; Drosophilidae
Product: odorant receptor 42a-like
Exons: 3
Coding region: 72-1298 (408 amino acids)
Biological process (GO): sensory perception of smell; detection of chemical stimulus involved in sensory perception of smell
Cellular component (GO): plasma membrane
Molecular function (GO): olfactory receptor activity; odorant binding
Source: RefSeq, a predicted model, not a curated record
UUUGCUCUAUAUAAAGCCUUUGAGCUAGACAGCAGGAAUUUUAUUGGCCAACUGUCAGUUAACGGGGCAAAAUGGUUGUUCGCAAAUACUUUCCGAGCAUGUACACGGAGGAGGAUAGCGCGCCCGCAAAGUCUAGGAAUGCAACAUUGUAUUUGUUGCGGUGUGUCUUCUUGAUGGGCAUCAGAACACCGCCGCAGCGAUUCUUUGUGGUCUACUGCCUGUGGUCGUUUGCAUUGAAUCUCUGCUCGACAUUCUAUCAACCGAUUGGCUUUAUGACCGGCUACAUUAGUCAUCUCUCAGAAUUUACGCCGGGUGAGUUUCUCACAUCGUUGCAGGUCGCAUUCAAUGCCUGGUCCUGCUCCACGAAGGUCGUCAUCGUUUGGAUACUUGUAAAGCGCUUCGAUGUGGCUACCGAGAUCCUGGAUGAGAUGGACAAGAUGCUCACGAAGUCGAGCGAACGCAGAAAUGUGCAUCGAGCUGUUGCGCUGAGCAAUCGCAUAUUUUUCUUUUUUAUGACGGUUUACAUUGGCUAUGCCACAAGCACAUUCAUCAGCGCCAUUUUCAUGGGCCGACCACCGUAUCAGAACUACUAUCCAUGGCUGGAUUGGCGGGCCAGCAAAUGGCAAUAUUGGCUGCAGACGGGUCUUGAGUAUUUUGCCAUGUUGGGCGCCUGUUUCCAAGACGUUUGCGUCGAUUGCUAUCCCAUUAAUUUCGUGUUGCCGUUGCGUGCUCACAUGGCAAACUUUGCGCAACGUUUGCGUAAUUUGGGCGACGAUCCCGACGAAAGCGCCGAUGAGCGUUAUGCGAAACUUGUCAAGUGCAUCAAGGAUCACAAAGUCAUACUGCGUUUUUGCGAUACGCUGCGUCCCAUGAUUGGCGGCACCAUCUUUGUGCAGCUUUUGGUCGUGGGUCUCGUCAUGGGCUUUACUCUGAUCAACAUUGUGAAAUUCGCCGACUUUGGCUCUCGUGUUGCGGCCCUUUCAUUCAUGUCAGCGGUGCUGCUGGAAACUACGCCGUUUUGCACGCUUUGCAACUAUCUCACCGAUGAUAGUCUCAAGCUGGCGGAUGCGCUUUUUGAAUCCAAUUGGAUUGACCAGGAGAAGCGCUACAAGACCACAUUGACACACUUUUUGCAUAAUCUGCAAAAGCCAAUUGUUUUUAUGGCCGGAAAUGUAUUCACCAUUUCCGUGGCAACGAAUUUAACCGCCAGCAAAUUUUCGUUUUCCGUUUUUACCUUGGUGCAAAAUAUGGAUAUAGCGGAAAAAUUGGGAAAGCUCUCGAAGCCGCAUGAAAAUUAAACUAUCGGGCAACUGCGUGAAACAUGAUUAAUUAAUUGGAAUACUAAUGCUAUUGAGAAUAUUUAAACAUGCCUUUUCAGUUGAACAUAACAUCGUUUUGGACUGUCGAAAUUGCAAUAGCAGACACGCAAUUGUUUUUAUAUUUAUUUUUCAACAAAAUUUAUUUCUACAUUGUUUUGCUGUGGUUGUGU